Rattus rattus (black rat) is the source of this 1414-nucleotide messenger RNA. It is a transcript of the gene Clec5a, whose product is annotated as C-type lectin domain containing 5A. The record is from RefSeq and is a predicted model, not a curated record. Gene Ontology annotation, biological process: innate immune response. Bases 1 to 573 code for a protein of 190 amino acids. The transcript has 6 exons. Gene Ontology annotation, molecular function: virus receptor activity. NCBI's taxonomy places the organism in Eukaryota, Metazoa, Chordata, Mammalia, Rodentia, Muridae.
AUGAACUGGCACAUGAUCAUCUCAGCCCUUAUCGUAGUAGUGAUCAAAGUUGUUGGAAUGACCUUUUUUCUGCUGUACUUCCCACAGGUUUUUGGCAAAAGUAGUGAUGGCUUCAUCCCCACGGAGAGCUACGGAACCACUAAUGUGCAGAAUGUCUCACAGAUUUUUGGAAGAAGUGAUGAAAGCUUAGUUCCCACAAGGAGCUCUGGAACAGCCUGUCCCAACAACUGGGAUUUUCACCAAGGAAGAUGUUUUUUCUUCUCUACCUCUGAGUCACCUUGGAAAAACAGCAGGGACUAUUGUGCAACAAAAGGAUCCACACUGGCAAUUGUCAACACUCCGGAGAAACUGAAGUUUCUUCAGGACAGAGCUGGUGCUGAGAAUUACUUUAUUGGUUUGAUACGUCAGCCUGGAGAGAAGAAAUGGCGCUGGGUCAACAACUCUGUGUUCAAUGGCAAUGUUACCAAUCAGGAGCAGAACUUCAACUGCGUCACUAUAGGUCUGACAAUGACAUUUGAUGCUGCAUCGUGUGACAUCAGCUAUCGCUGGAUCUGUGAGACCACUCCCAAAUGAUCAGAGAUCUCUACAAGAGUGAAUAUUUACAGAACCAGCAAAAGAGAUUCAUUGUGACUGAAACCAGUCUAGAAAAUAUAGAGCAUCAAAGACUGUGCCCAUCUUCCUAGUGAAUCCUCAAAGUCAAUAUGUUACUCCCUUUCACAAACAUCAUCGCACAGUAAAACUUCCUUUCUGCACUAGGUAUUCCCAAGACUGAGAGGGGAUUGGACUCUGGCUAUCUCCAGACAGGGCCAUGUUUCUGGAGAUGAAAUCUGUGUGGAAGCACAGUCUGUCUCUGCAGAGCUGAGCCUUUUGACUUAUCAGUAGGGUUUCGUCUGUUGACAGAAUCCAUUUCUUUUUUAUCGGUUAUUUUAUUUAUUUACAUUUCAAAUGUUAUCCCCCUUCCCAGUUUCCCCUCCAUAAGCCCCCAUCCCUUCCUCCAUCCUCUCUGCCUCUAUGAGGAUGCUCCCCCAUCCACCUACCUUCAUCCUUAGAGAACAUGCCCACACCACUGAGGAGAAACUGCUCAUGAAGCAGAUAUGAGAACUGUUAGGAAACACUAUGGGCAGAAGACUAUAAACUCGGCUUCACGACCUCCUCCAUUCCCAGAAGACUCCCAUUCCCAUACUCUGUCUUAGAAGCAGAGGCCCUCCUGAAUUGGGGGAGGACUUCUGCAGCUUGACUUGGAACUGAACAAAUGUUGAGGGAAUGAAGAAAGUUCUGAAUAGGACAGAGAUAAACAAAGAGGAUAAGGAAAGAGAUAGGAAGAAAGGAAAAGUGGGAAGGAGUGGGGAAAGGAGUGAUGGACAGGAGAAAAAGAGACAGGAGGGGCCUAGGAAAGACACUCAAGCUAAAUUUU